AUGUCCGAGUACCCGUACAUUGCCCGCGAUGCCGCCUGCCGAAAGGACAAGGAAUCGCACCCGGUGGCCCACAUCAGCAGCUGGCACCCGACCACGCCCCACAACGACGAGGUGGCCCUGGAGAAGGCGGUUCACGACCACGGUCCCAACGCGGUGGCCAUCCNCAACUACAUCCGCUCGCACGGCCUCGCUUCCAUGUCCGAGUACCCGUACAUUGCCCGCGAUGCCGCCUGCCGAAAGGACAAGGAAUCGCACCCGGUGGCCCACAUCAGCAGCUGGCACCCGACCACGCCCCACAACGACGAGGUGGCCCUGGAGAAGGCGGUUCACGACCACGGUCCCAACGCGGUGGCCAUCCACGUCUCCGACGGCGUCGCCCACUACAAACAUGGCAUCUUCGAUGGCGAAUGCCGAGGUGGCCGAAACCAUGCGGUGCUGGUGGUCGGUUAUGGUCGAGAGAAUGAGCGCGACUUUUGGCUGCUGAAGAACCAGUGGGGCGAGGGCUUCGGCGACCACGGCUACUUCCGACUGGCGCGAAAGCACGGCAACAUCUGCGAUGUGGCCGGUGAUGCCGUCUGGGUUGAGUAG
Molecule: messenger RNA, 588 nt
Organism: Rhagoletis zephyria (snowberry fruit fly)
Lineage: Eukaryota; Metazoa; Arthropoda; Insecta; Diptera; Tephritidae
Product: cathepsin S-like
Biological process (GO): proteolysis
Molecular function (GO): cysteine-type peptidase activity
Source: RefSeq, a predicted model, not a curated record